Molecule: messenger RNA, 2001 nt
Organism: Dryobates pubescens (Downy woodpecker)
Lineage: Eukaryota; Metazoa; Chordata; Aves; Piciformes; Picidae
Gene: DDX43
Product: DEAD-box helicase 43
Exons: 16
Coding region: 1-2001 (666 amino acids)
Molecular function (GO): RNA binding; RNA helicase activity; ATP binding
Source: RefSeq, a predicted model, not a curated record
AUGUCCGACUGGGAUGCCAGCAGCAGCGACGACGAUGCCGCUGCGCCGGCCUGGCCGCCGCCUGUGCCCCUCGCCGCCGGGCGUCCGCGCCAGCCGCCGGCGACCUCUUCGCAGAGCCAGGCCUCUGCAAAGAGCGGCAGGGAAGGACGCAGCGCCGAGCGGUGGUGGGACGAGGCGGCCCGGGAGCCUCCAGGCGCUAACGGCUCCGGCGGCCCGGGGCGGGCGGUGCGGCAGCCGUCACCCCCAGCUGCCGCCGGCCGAGCGCAGGGCGCCGCCGUGCCGCUCUGCUUCCGCCUCGAUAACACCUUGGUCGGGGCUCUCAUAGGUCGGGGUGGAGCUAAGAUAAGAGAACUGGAAGAAUCUACAGGUUCUAGAAUAAAGGUUACAAAAGGAGCCUGGGAAGCUGAGGUGAAGAUUUUUGGCAGCACUGCUGUGCAAAACAAAGCCAAGAUGUUGAUUGAUGAUGCUGUUACAAGAUCUUGGCAAAACUGCAUUACAAGUGGAACUGAAAAAGGAGCAGUCUUGGAUGUUGUCAAGCCUGAGAAUACCCCAAAGAAGCCAGGGAUUAACUGGGCCUCUCUUCGAGAAAACAGAGCUAAAUAUGAAGCUAUGAAGUGGGCAGGCUUGCCUCCCAUUGAGAAGAACUUCUAUAAGGAGUCACCAAGGACUGCGUCGAUGUCACCGGAAGAAGUGGAGCUGUGGCGGAGAGAGAAUCACCACAUCGUCUGUGACGACCUGGCGGAAGGGGAGAAGCGCUGCGUUCCCAACCCCGCCUGCGCCUUCGAGGAUGUGUUUGAGCACUACCCUGACAUCAUGGCUAGUAUCAGAAAAGCUGGGUUCCAGAAGCCUACACCAAUUCAGUCCCAGGCGUGGCCGAUCAUCCUCCAAGGCAUCGAUCUUAUCGGCAUAGCGCAGACGGGUACCGGCAAGACGCUGGCGUACUUGAUGCCUGGCUUCAUUCACCUGACUUCACAGCCAGUAUCCCAGAACGAGCGUGGCGGUCCGGGGAUGUUAGUCCUUGCUCCCACCCGAGAGCUGGCACUUCAGGUGGAGGCAGAGUGUUCCAAGUAUGCAUACAAAGGAAUUAAAAGUAUUUGCAUCUAUGGCGGUGGGGACCGAAAGGGACAGAUCAACCUGGUGACCAAAGGUGUGGACAUUGUCAUUGCCACUCCUGGCAGGCUGAAUGAUCUGCAGAUGAAUAACUUCAUUAAUUUGAAGAGCAUAACUUACUUGGUUUUAGAUGAGGCUGACAGAAUGUUGGAUAUGGGAUUUGAACCUCAGAUAAUGAAGAUCCUGCUAGAUGUGCGGCCUGACAGACAGACGACCAUGACCAGUGCCACCUGGCCUGAUGGUGUUCGUCGCCUGGCGAAAUCCUACUUGAGAAACCCAAUGAUUGUGUAUGUUGGGACUCUGGACUUAGCAGCAGUAGACACAGUAGAACAGAAGGUUCUGGUUGUCGGUGAGGAGGAGAAGAGAGCUUUGAUGCAGCACUUUGUUGAUUCUCUGAAGCCAGAAGACAAGGUCAUCAUUUUUGUGGGGAAAAAAAACACAGUUGAUGACAUAGCAAGCAACUUUAGCCUGCAGGGCAUCCCAGUGCAGUCACUCCAUGGCAACAGGGAGCAGUGUGAUCGAGAACAGGCUUUGGAUGACUUCAGGAAAGGCAGAGUCAGAAUCCUGGUAGCUACUGACCUAGCCUCCCGUGGCCUGGACGUGCACGACAUCACUCACGUCUUUAACUUCGACUUCCCUCGCAACAUCGAGGAGUAUGUCCACAGGAUAGGCCGCACUGGAAGGGCUGGGCGCACCGGGGUGGCCCUGACGCUUCUGACCGAGCGGGACUGGAGGGUUGCCCCGGAGCUGGUGGACAUUCUGCAGAGAGCAGAGCAGGUCGUUCCCCACAAGCUCGUUGCAAUGGCAGAGAGGUACAAACAGUUUCAAAGCAGAAGAGAAAGUGAAAGGGAUGUAAGGAGACCUCCGAGGAAGUCCCCACAGCAACUGUAA